Messenger RNA from Anthonomus grandis grandis, 1338 nucleotides. RefSeq names its product clavesin-1-like. Gene Ontology annotation, molecular function: phosphatidylinositol bisphosphate binding. Bases 198 to 1052 code for a protein of 284 amino acids. The transcript has 4 exons. The record is from RefSeq and is a predicted model, not a curated record. NCBI's taxonomy places the organism in Eukaryota, Metazoa, Arthropoda, Insecta, Coleoptera, Curculionidae. Gene Ontology annotation, cellular component: membrane.
UAAGCCAUAUCGGAAAUUAGUUAUUAAAAUUUACGAUCCGGGGUGUAAAUUUAUUGUAUAAUAGUUGACAAACUAUUAAUAUCAAUAAUAAUUAUUAAUUGUGUUUAAAAUGUUUGUGCGUAUAUAGUUGAUUGACCGGUUAAGGCAGGUGUAGGUACUGUAUUCUUAUAUACUUCAUACAUAAUAAUUCCGCUACUAUGGCAGAGUAUCAGGAAUACAAUUGGCGAACUAACAAUGUAUUAAGUGAGCCAACCGAUAAUAAGACUGUAUAUAAGAAUUACACAGCGAAAGACCGGGAAGUUGCUGUCAACGCUUUAAGGAAUCUUAUGAUCAGUUGUGACGAUUGUGAAUUAAGGCGCUAUUCAGGAGAAGACGAUAAGCUGCUUCAAAAAAUGUUAUUUGCCAGAAACUUUGUUCUGGAAGACAGUUUUGAACUGUUGAAAAAUUACGUUUACUAUAGGAGGCGAAAUCCGGACAUAUUUCGGAAUUUACAUUUAUACUCCGAGGACGUUAGAAAGGCAUUGGAAAAUGGCCUACCAGGUGUUCUAAAAGAUAAAGACCGUAAAGGACGUUGCGUCUUAUUAUUAACAGCCACCAACUGGGACGGUUCCUACAGCUUAUUGACCAUCUACAGGGCGAUCCUGGUAGCCCUCGAACAUUUGACAAACGAAAUACACAAUCAAGCCAACGGGUUUGUAGUGAUCGUUGAUUGGACCGAGUUUUCUUACAGACAGAGUCUUUAUUUAAAACCAGCGAUAUUAAAGUUGAUCAUCGAAGGGCUACAAGACUGUUUCCCAGCCAAGUUUAAGGGAAUUCACUUUAUCGGGCAGCCUUGGUACGUGGACGCGGCCUUAACUAUGAUAAAACCUUUUUUAAAGGAGGAGAUCAAAGAGAGGAUAUUUAAGCAUGGGAAUAAUUUGAGUACGUUACACGAGCUGGUGCAUAAGGACGUUUUACCGGCCGAGUUAGGAGGCGAGCAGCCGAGUUAUAAUCCGAGUUCAUUUUUGGCUUCCCUAGACUCACAUAAGAAAGGCGAAGUGAACGGAAAUUGAAAUGAUAAGGGUUCUUAGCUGUGGCCAAAUCAAGUGGACAAAAAGGUCGUUAGAAGUUCGUUUUUUUGGGAAGAAGGCUCCUUUUUGGAACGGAUUUGUUAUGAAUCGAGAUAUUCCUGAUAUUGUGAUACAUUUGACUUUUAGAUUUGUAAAUACUAAGAAAGUGCGCUCUCUAGUAAGCAAAUAAUUGUAUAGUUCCGCACUUUUGUGGGCUUAUUUAAGAUAAUAAUAAUAGGUAUUCAUUAUGUACGCUUGAUAAUGUGAAAUAAAAACUUCUUAAUUAACA